AUGUCCACGAGUUACUUUGAUCUAGACACUGUUCAUGACAUCAUGUUGAGCAGUGAUAGUGUAGUGCCUUAUUAUGGUGUGCACCCGUGGUAUAGCCAUUUGUUUCGUGUAAGCGCUGGCACCAAGGCUGAACAUUAUAAUCGUGUUUUGCAGCCAGCGCCUUCUCUGGAACUUUUGGAUGUUCUUCCAGAGCCUUUCGAUUUCUAUGAGUUCUUGGGUAGGAUAAGAGAGUGCGCCGAGGUGUGUAAGGCGAAGGGUAGGAAAUAUGGCAUUGGCGAGUUGGGGCUAGAUAAGUUAUUCAGGGUUCCUACCAAUGGGUUUUAUGGGAACCAGGAGAUUACAGAGAACGUUAGGCUUUCGAAUUCAAAGGUCACAAUGGACCAUCAGUUGCAUAUAUACACCGAGCAGCUAAAGCUUGCGAAUGAACUCAAUGUUCCGGUGUCAUUACAUUGCGUUAAAGCACAUGGGGCAUUUUUUGAUUCGUUGGCUAAAUCUUCUGCUUAUGAUAGUAUUCCAGCGGUAAUUCUUCACUCGUAUACGGGUUCGAUUGAGCAGGCUCAGUCGUGGGUGAAAGAGUACCGCAAGAAACCUACAAAGCUACUUUUCUCCUUUUCAAACUACAUCAAUGCCGCUGAGCAGAAGCUUCCGACGUUAUAUAAUGUGUUAGAUAUCCUUGACGAUCUGCAGAUUCUACUAGAGACGGACAUGCCUAUAGAUCGCUUCUUCUUGCUGGACAAAGAUGGAGAGUACGCUGAACAUGCAGAAGGAAUCACAUCAGCUGUUUGCAGCCACAGAGGCUGGUCGGCUGACAAUGCCCAAGAGCUUCUCUACAACAAUAGCAUUAACAUUUACAAUGUAUAG
Candidozyma haemuli is the source of this 861-nucleotide messenger RNA. RefSeq names its product putative endodeoxyribonuclease. NCBI's taxonomy places the organism in Eukaryota, Fungi, Ascomycota, Pichiomycetes, Serinales, Metschnikowiaceae. The transcript has a single exon. Bases 1 to 861 code for a protein of 286 amino acids. Gene Ontology annotation, molecular function: hydrolase activity, acting on ester bonds. The record is from RefSeq and is a predicted model, not a curated record.